Aspergillus tanneri is the source of this 1548-nucleotide messenger RNA. RefSeq names its product putative 60S ribosome biogenesis protein Mak11. The transcript is spliced from 2 exons. The coding region runs from base 1 to 1548 and encodes 515 amino acids. The record is from RefSeq and is a predicted model, not a curated record. Lineage: Eukaryota; Fungi; Ascomycota; Eurotiomycetes; Eurotiales; Aspergillaceae. Gene Ontology annotation, molecular function: protein binding.
AUGGCUAAGCGCAAGAGGGAGGAGGCCAGUAAAGAACCUCAGGCUACUACAAAACCGUCGAAAGUGGUCAAGCCUACCACCAGCCCUAAAGCAACCUCAUUGUCCGCAACUAAUAAUCCUGGUGUCACUCUGCAAAUAAUUACGGGAUCAUACGACCGAAUCUUGCACGGUUUCACUGCUGCGAUCUCUCCGGACAGUCUUUCAUCUCAGGGGUCUGAAAAGUCCCCCACCAGCUCGGUGCAAUUUACAGAUACCUUCCUCUUCGAGGCUCAUUCAUCGGCUAUCCGAUGCCUUGCCUUGUCUCCUCAGUGGAAGACAGACUCGACCGAAGAAUCGCAAAAGAUUAUCCUGGCGACCGGUGGCACGGAUGAACGCAUUAAUCUGUAUUCAUUGUCCAGUGCACCUCCCGCUGUCAACGACGAAUUCCCUUCGAUUCCAACGCUCAGCGGUAACAAGAUCCUCGAAAACCCUAAAAACCGAGAAUUAGGCGCCCUGGUCCAUCAUUCAGCCAGCAUUUCCGCUUUAUACUUCCCAUCCCGCUCGAAACUUCUGACGUCCUCGGAGGAUAACACCAUCUCCAUCACUAAGACCCGUGACUUUACCGUGGUCUCUACCAUCAAGGCUCCUCACCCGAAGGUUCAGGGAAGGCCCAGCGGUGACACAGCACCCCCCGGGGGGUCUCCUUCCGGCAUUAAUGACUUUGCCGUGCAUCCUAGUAUGAAAUUGAUGCUCAGUGUUGGGAAGGGUGAGAAAUGUAUGAGGCUGUGGAAUCUUGUCACCGGAAAGAAGGCGGGAGUGUUGAACUUCAGCCGCGAAAUGCUCCAGGGCGUCAAAGAAGGCAAAUGGAGUACCGGGGAAGGGAGAAAAAUUGUGUGGAACGCUAAGGGGAAUGAGUUUGCUGUCGCGUUCGAAUGGGGCGCCGUCGUCUUCGGAAUAGAUUCGACCCCCAUCUGCAGGAUAGUACCCAGUCCGCGGAGUAAACUCCAUCAGAUGAGGUAUAUUGCACGAGAUCCAUCUGCCGAGGACGGUGAAGAGCUGCUCGCUGCCUCGACUGAAGAUGGUAGAGUCAUUUGUUACUCUACCAAGAAAGUACAGUCACCCGAAAACGAUCCCGACUGCUCUAUUCCAUUUGGUGAGGCCGUUGCCCAACUCGGUGGCAAAGCCCAUGGUUUCCCCGGGAGAGUGAAGGACUUCGAAAUCUUAAGCCUCCAGAACGAGCCAUCUGUGCCCAAGGAUGGUUUCCUGGUGGUGACUGGAAACAGUGAAGGUGUUGUACGCGUAUGGCUUCUACGCAAGGAAGAGCUUAUUGAAAAGAAGAAGAAGAACUCCAAGGAAUCCACCAAGACCCAAGACGGCAACGGUUCCGGAACGGCACAAGUCGGGAAGUUGCUAAACGAGGUCAAGACCGAAAACAGGAUCACUUGUCUCAAGGCAUUCAUUAUGUCACCACCCGAAGAUCCAUCAACCUUGCAAGUCUCGGACGAGGAAUCUGAGGAGGAAGAGGAAAGUGAGGAGGAAUCGGAGAGUGAUGAGAGUGAUGAGGAAUAG